Messenger RNA from Ananas comosus (pineapple), 2594 nucleotides. Its product is annotated as renalase. Gene Ontology annotation, molecular function: oxidoreductase activity. The record is from RefSeq and is a predicted model, not a curated record. The coding region runs from base 75 to 1214 and encodes 379 amino acids. The transcript is spliced from 10 exons. Lineage: Eukaryota; Viridiplantae; Streptophyta; Magnoliopsida; Poales; Bromeliaceae.
UAUUGGGCUCCCAACACUCCCUCACCUCUCUUCUCUCCUCUCUCUCUCUCUCUCUCUCUCUCUCGGGGAUCGCCAUGAGAGCUGCUUCGAAUGUAGCCAUUAUAGGCGGUGGAAUUUCAGGGGCGGUGUGCGCGUCGAUCCUCGCCGGAAAAGGGGUCUCCGUCACCGUCUUCGAGUCCGGGAGAGGCCCCGGGGGAAGGAUGUCGCAGAGGAGAGAAGCUACGGGGGAUGGGAGCGAGCUCCGAUUCGACCAUGGCGCUCCGUAUUUUACUGCGGAUCACGGUGAGGUAGCGGGGAUCGUACGAUCGUGGGAGGCGCGAGGGCUUGUGGCGGAGUGGAAGGCGAAGUUUGGGUGUUUUGAUCGCAACACCGGCGAAUUCUCCGAUUUUGAAAAGGAAGGGACAGCAAAGAAGUAUGUUGGAGUCCCUGGCAUGAAUUCAAUAUGUAAAGCUCUAUGCUCAGAAGCUGGAGUGGAAGCCAAAUUUGGGGUCACUGUUGGCAAAGUGGAUUGGCUUCACGAGAGGAGUUUAUGGUCAUUGGCUAGCUUGGAUGGGCAAGAUCUAGGCCAUUUUGAUGCUGUUGUGGCCUCGGACAAGAAUAUAUCAUCACGGAGAUUUACUGGUUUAACUGAAAAACCACCACCUCUUGAUAUAACAUUAUUUCCAGCAUUGUCAGUGAUGUCACAAGAUAUCCCUGUCCACUCAUGCUUUGCUCUUAUGCUAGCAUUUGCGGAACCACUAACUUCGAUCCCUGUUAAAGGCUUUUCGUUCAAAAACUCUGAGCUUUUAAGCUGGGCCUUUUGUGAUAGUAGUAAGCCGGGACGUACCUGUAUGCCCCCAGUAAGAGAAACUUGGGUAUUACACUCGACAGCUGAGUACGCCUCUAAGGUAAUAGCUCAAAAUGGGCUUCGGAAACCUUCAAAUGAUGCACUUGCCAGGGUUGCGGAAGAGUUAUUUCAAGAAUUUAAAACUGCUGGUUUGAAUAUCCCUCGGCCAGUAUUUAUGAAAGCUCAUAGAUGGGGCAGUGCUUUCCCUGGUGCCGUGAUCGGCGGGGAGGACAAGUGUCUCUGGGACAAGAACAGUAAAUUGGCUAUUUGUGGAGAUUUUUGCGCAAGCCCAAAUGUUGAAGGGGCGGUUCUCAGCGGCACACGAGCAGCUUCCAAACUUCUAGGAAGUUUGAGUCUCUUAUCAGCGCUACUAUGGUAUAUUAAUUAGAUUGCACAUGUUUAUAAGGAAGAUUAUUAGAGUAAUGCGACCACGUAAAUUAAGGGGAGUGGUCUCUCACUGAAAUCAAGGUCGUGGUCCCUCCACUACUGCGGCUAAGUGCCAUCCUUUCCUAGUGCUUCUUCGUUAUAUAAUCUCUCUUCUCAACCAAGCGCGCGCGCGCUCUCUCUCUCUCUCUCUCUCUCUCUCUCUCUCUCAUUAUUAUAUUCGUUUCAUGGUACCAGGAAAAUUAAAGCAGUCGCAAAAGAGUGAUCCUUUUCUAUACCAUGUAGUCUCUUUCCUCAACCAAAACAUGCCUCUCUCUCUCUCUCUCUCUCUCUCUCUCUCUCUCUCGAUCGAUCUCGACACUAAUAACCAACCCUAAACCAAUUUGAUCUCAAAAGGCAGUACUUUACAAUGUGAUUAUGGGUGAAAUGAGAUUCUGAGCUUUAAAAACAAACACUCCAGUUUAAAGUUUCUAUAAUGUUACAAAUAGAAGAUAUUGAAAAAGUUUUCAAGAGAGUGUUUCUUCUAUAAAAAAAAAAAAAAAAUUACUUCGAUAAUAUUUUAUUGAAUAACAGUAUUACACAAUACAUCUGUCAGUAUGACCAAACAAGCGCUAAGUUGGUGUAAAUUUGUAGUAGCUUCUCUACUCCUAGAGCUGCAGUUUGACCUUGAGCAAAUAAAAGAAAUCUAAAGAUUCAUAAUCGUAAGAAGCUAAAAUUAGUUUCCAAACUUAAAGAAGCCAAAAGUUUGCAAAUGGUAUAUAACGAUUGUAAAAGCCUCAUCUCCUUCGAGGUUUUACUACCUUAAUUUCUAUAUAUAAACAAAGAAUUAGUCCUGCAGCUAACCUAAUCCUGGAUCAAAAAAAUUAAUUAAUUUAGCAUUAUGUAUCACAAUCCAUAGAUUAGCCCUGCACGUGUGGGCUAUUUAUUUGAUCAAGAAGCUCAGGCUCAGCUGAUCAUAGUUUGACUAAAGCAUGGUUUCUUUGGGUUUUCGAGCACUGUUUUCUUUUUUUCCUUUUCAUUAAUGCAAGCAUUAGCUGGGCACUCUCCCUCCACAAUUAAUAUAACCCCAGAAAAAUAUUAGACCAUCGGGAAAGUAAAUUUUUUAUAUUUGAUUGAAAUUUUUUUUUAUAUUGUACGAAAGUACGGGAGUAAAAUUUUUUAGCAUUAUUUGAACAUAAAAAUUAGGUCUUGCACUAUCUCACACGUACAAAAAUAGAAUUAUUUGCAUGUUUAUUAUACAUAACAUAUCUAUUACAAAGAGGACUUUCUCUAAUGGCAUUGCACUCAAGAUGCAUCUCCAUUGUUUGUGACUUUGUGAGUUUUGAUUGUUUAAAGGGACCAUCACAUCUGAAGAGUUCUAUAUUAUUUUUAAAAAAAAAAAAAA